Molecule: messenger RNA, 306 nt
Organism: Chanos chanos (milkfish)
Lineage: Eukaryota; Metazoa; Chordata; Actinopteri; Gonorynchiformes; Chanidae
Exons: 2
Coding region: 49-306 (85 amino acids)
Source: RefSeq, a predicted model, not a curated record
UCCUUAUUACUAAUCGAGUUCUUUGUCGGUGAAACGUAGACUAUCACCAUGGAUCUCUCAUUUAUGGCUGCGCAGAUCCCCGUCAUGACGGGUGCUUUCAUGGACUCUUCGCCCAACGACGACUACAGCACGGACCACUCGCUGUUUAACUCCUCGGCCAGCGUGCACGCGGCCGCGCUGUCCGCCCACAGCCAGCAGGAGGAGCAGCAGCCCAUGUCACGAGACGCCAUCUGGCUCUGGAUCGCCAUCACCGCCACCAUCGGCAACAUCGUGGUGGUGGGCGUGGUCUACGCCUUCACGUUCUGA